Saccostrea echinata is the source of this 1284-nucleotide messenger RNA. RefSeq lists its product as uncharacterized. The coding region runs from base 1 to 888 and encodes 295 amino acids. Lineage: Eukaryota; Metazoa; Mollusca; Bivalvia; Ostreida; Ostreidae. The record is from RefSeq and is a predicted model, not a curated record. The transcript has 5 exons.
AUGAAGGAGCUGCGUAGCCAAGGAAAUAGAACAAAGCUUGUUAAAGAUCGGCUAUAUGUGAAUGGGAAACUAUACAGGACUGAAAAUCAUGUUAACUUUGGUGUGCAAAACCAAGCCAACAGAAUACCCAAAGCUGGGUCGCAAGCACAGUUAGUGGGAGUGCAGACUACGCAAUUACAAUUACAGCAAAGAGAUGCAGUAGCUCGGCCUAUGGAAACAAACGUUUGGCCAAUGGACAGACACUUGCGACCCACGGAAACACAGGUGCGGGCUAGAGAAACACACAGUGUUUUUGAGAACAAGAACGAAUCCAACAAUAUUGAUGACAGUGUUGAACAGCACUCAGCAUCUUGCUAUGAGGAAUUAGAUACUCGUAUAUCUGAAUUAGAAGUAGAGAAAGCAAUUUUGAAACUUACGUGUAAUAAGAAGGAUACCAUAGUCAGUGUGACAGUUGGAUCUGUUAUUGGUGGCCUUAUCUUAGGCAUUGUCCUAACUGUUCUUGGACUAAUCAUCUACCAAAAUAUACGAAAUGGGAAACCUAAAGCUGAAAAAAAAAAAUGGCCAAAGGCUGCAGUUUUUAACAACACCACAUUUGAAACUGAAAGAGAUGCAGAUCAGAACAUUCCCACCGUGCAACGUAUAAAUGAGAGAAAGGUUGUAAAUGUGCCACCGUUUGCUCAUUCUAUUGAUUUGCCAGUAAAGAAAAACAUCCAAGAUGCAAAACAACGUUCGAUGGCAAAUAGUGACGUAAAUAAUGGCGUAUACAAUCAUCUGCAUGAAAAGGAAGAGGAUCUUGACAUUGAUGAAAACUAUGACCACGCCCAUGGAAACAAUAAUCGUGCGAUGGAAGAGAGUGACUACAGUAAUCUCAAUACUGGAAGAAGAUAAAAGGAACUCGAUGUUUCUGCAUCUGAAGGAAAUGAUUAUGACGUCCAAGGACCCACUAGUGAUUACUGUGCACUUAAAAAACAGUAAAGAAUCUGUAUGUUCUUACUCAAAGAACCUGUUGUGCCUAAAUUUAUUUUGUUUUAUCGCUGUAAUUGCUGUUGCCUUUUAAUGACAGAGAUCUUACUUAAGUAAUAUAUGCAGUACAAAAGGACUAAUUAUCAAACUUUCUCUCGACAUGUAACAUGAUAAUUUUUUAUAAAUAUUUUUGAUUCAUUUUACUGUACAACGAAUUCUGGUUAUUUGAAAAAUAUGAAGAUAACAAACAGUGAUCGAUCUAAAACCAUAAAAAAACACAACAAGCGAUACAAAUCUGUUAACAGGGCAUGAAACAUGCCC